This is a messenger RNA of Oncorhynchus nerka (sockeye salmon), 3670 nucleotides long. It is a transcript of the gene mecp2, whose product is annotated as methyl CpG binding protein 2. Gene Ontology annotation, molecular function: methyl-CpG binding; double-stranded methylated DNA binding; chromatin binding. Gene Ontology annotation, biological process: negative regulation of transcription by RNA polymerase II. Bases 1152 to 3461 code for a protein of 769 amino acids. Gene Ontology annotation, cellular component: heterochromatin; nucleus. NCBI's taxonomy places the organism in Eukaryota, Metazoa, Chordata, Actinopteri, Salmoniformes, Salmonidae. The record is from RefSeq and is a predicted model, not a curated record. The transcript has 2 exons.
GAACUGGUCCGCAGGGUAGCUUACUGAAAGAAGCGUUCUGAAUACGUCACCAAGUUAUAGCUAAGUAUUUCCCUUACUUUACAAGAUCAUGGCUGAGCGAAGAAAUUCUCAGUUAGCUAACGUAUGUGGUUGGGGGUGUGUGUGGGUGUGUCAUUUUCUGACCUCACUGAAAACAGAGCAGUAGAUGUGUUAAGAUAUUAACUGUCAAAAUAGAUUUGUCCGCAUCCUCCACCCUCGUAACCAAUUUGGCAUGCCGCUAACGGGCUGGCUAAAUAGCUGUAGCUGGAUACAUUGUAGCGUCAGCUGGUUACAUACCUUGCCAUUUGACAUGGUAAUGUGGCAACAAAGUAGCCAACAACAUUGCUGCGUUUGUUAUGAUAAUGCAUUUUUUUUUUCUUUUUCUACUGAGAAAAUAUCCUAGAUAGGUUUCUGGUUGUGACGACUGGUAUCAUCUAGCUAAACGCUGGAACUAGCUGACAUGAGUUGGCCCAUUUUCUAGAAUAACUAAUACUCGUGUAAUGAAGUAAUCAAAGUGUUGGUUUUUUUAUUGCACGAAGGACUGAGUGCCGUGGUAGAAAAGUACAGUGAUAUACCGUCAAAAAAAAAUACCUCCCUGUAUUUUUCUUUUUCUACACUGACGUCAGGUAAUGAAAUGUUCUAGAUGGGACAAUUUGAAUAACAAACAAAACAAUGUAUGGGAACUAUUGUUGAUAUUUCAUUAAGAGUUGCUCUGUAGAUCAUGAUAAGGUGUGUGUGUGUGUGUGUGUGUGUGGACCAUGUGCAGUUCAUAACAUUUCAACCAUAUGUAUCUCUGGCCCCAGUGGCUUCCCUGGCUGGCUGCUUCAUUCUAUGUGCCUGAUCUUGGGCUUGGUUUAGACUAGUUCCUCAGCCAGUAGGUUUAUCAGUCCAGUCCAGGUGCAUUUUUCCAAACUUCUAGUCAUGUGAUAUAUGUUUCACUAUGGGAAGAAACAUAACAACAACAACCCCCAAAGUGAUGUGUUUUUACUACACAUUUGUGAAUUAAUGUAGGUUGGGGGGGGCGGCGCAAGCUGAGGUUCGAAAACUUACCUGGGACUUUGAACUCUUGUUUCAAAUGUCUUAUCAGCCAAAGAUAGCCAUUCUCCAUAUUCUGAUCUGCCUAAGAUGAGAUCAUGCCUCUGCUCUGCCUCUUCCCACUCAUGACUAAUGUUGUCUUCCACAGCAGUGAGGAGAAGAGGGAGGACGUCAACCAGAAUCAGAGCUCCAACGACAAGGACCCUAAGACACAUAGCAAGCCCAAGAAGGUGAGGAGGGAUGUGGAGAAGGAGAUGCUGGAGUCUUCAUCCUCCCCUCCUCCUCCUCCUCAUCCUCCUCCAACCCAGCAGCCCUGUUCAGACCAGGAACAGCUCCAGCUAGCCGAUGCUGAGGCGGGGCCCUCGGAGCCCAUGGUCGCUGCAGCUGGCGAGGCCUCGGGUCUCUCUGAGUCCUCUCCUUCGCCCAAACAGAGGAGGUCCAUCAUCAGGGACCGAGGUCCGCUCUACGACGACCCCUCUCUGCCCCAGGGAUGGACACGGAAACUCAAACAACGCAAGUCUGGGCGGUCCGCCGGGAAGUUUGACGUCUACUUGAUGAACCCCGAGGGGAAAGCUUUCCGUUCCAAGGUGGAGCUGAUCGCCUACUUCCAGAAGGUUGGGGACACCACCACCGACCCCAACGACUUCGACUUCACCGUAACCGGGCGUGGCAGCCCCUCCCGCCGCGAGAAGAGACCCCCGAAGAAACCCAAAGUGGUGAAACCGUCGGGGAGGGGCAGGGGCCGGCCGAAGGGGAGUGGAAAGCUACGCCUGGCUACGGAGGGUGUGGCGAUGAAGCGUGUGGUGGAGAAGAGUCCUGGGAAGCUCCUGGUUAAGAUGCCGUUUGGAGCGUCCAAGGCAUCCGAGACAGCUGGGCAGACAUCGGAGCUGGUCGUAGUCACCAAGAAGCGCCCGGGACGGAAAAGGAAAGCGGAGAUACCACCGCAGACUGCUCUGAAGAAGCGGGGGUGUAAGCCAGGGUCGGGGUUGACUGGGUCGCCGCUGUCAGCAGCUUCUGGUGCGGUGGGUUCCAGUACUUCCUCAUACGCAGCGGCUGCUAUCCUCGCCGCAGAAGCCAAGAGGAAAGCUCAGAAGGAGUCUUCCGCUAAGCCGGUGCAGCAGACCGCUCUGCCCAUCAAAAAACGCAAGACCAGAGAAACUGUUGAGGAGACUAAAGAGACUCCAGCCAUCACCACGGCACUGCUCGGGGCAGGGGGUGGUGGUGGGGCAGGAACUGUGAUGGGGACAGGGAAUGGUGAUGGGGCAGGAACUGUGAUAGGGAUGGGGGCAGGGAGUGGUGGUGGGGCAGGAACUGGGAGUGGUGGUGGUGGGGCAGGAACUGGGAUGGGAACAGGGAGUGGUCUGGCUGUGGUGGCAACAGAAGGGACAGAGCAGGGACACAAGCUGCCAAAGAGUCCAGGGAGGAAGCACAAGGACAGUCCCCUGGCAGCAACGGUUACCACGGAGACCAGUGGUGUGUCUGAAAGGUGGCCCAGCGGAGGCAGCAGUAGUAUCACUACUCCAAAGAGCCACAGCCACAAGAGAAAGGAGCGUACGCCGCACAAACACCAUCACCACCACCACCACCGUCACCAUCACACACACUCCUCUGUAGUGGAGGAUCAUCCUCAACCCUCCCAGCGGCCCCCUCACCACCACUUCCCCGGCCUGACUAUGGGGCUGGUCUCCCAUACAGCCAGGUCCUCGGUGGGGCCAGGGGCCCUCCAACAGAACAAGCCCCAGGACCUGAGCACCUCUAGGGGACCCUGCCGGGCCAGCAGCAGGCCAGAGGGCCAAACCACGACCAGAGGAGAGAGGGGAGAGGUCAGCUCGGCUGCGGUGGUAGUAGUGGGAACGAGUGACACCAGAAGCAACAGAAAUCGAGCAGAAGAGGCAGCGGGGACAGUGGUAGGGAGGGAUUUGAGAGACAUUGUACCCUCCUCAGCAGUACCGAGGCCCAGCCGGGAGGAGAUGGUUUCUGCUGUGCCCAGACCCAGCCGGGAGGAGACGGUCUCUGCUGUACCCAGGCCCAGCCGGGAGGAGAUGGUCUCUGCUGUACCCAGGCCCAGCCGGGAGGAGAUGGUCUCUGCUGUGCCCAGGCCCAGCCGGGAGGAGAUGGUCUCUGCUGUGCCCAGACCCAGCCGGGAGGAGAUGGUCUCUGCUGUGCCCAGGCCCAGCCGGGAGGAGAUGGUCUCUGCUGUGCCCAGACCCAGCCGGGAGGAGAUGGUCUCUGCUGUACCCAGGCCCAGCCGGGAGGAGACGGUUUCUGCUGUACCCAGACCCAGCCGGGAGGAGACUGUUUCUGCUGUACCCAGGCCCAGCCGGGAGGAGAUGGUCUCUGCUGUACCCAGACCCAGCCGGGAGGAGACGGUCGAGUCUCGGACACCGGUCACUGAAAGGGUUAGUUGACUGUAUGGUAGGACCCCUGUCUGUAAGGAGAAAAGGAGCCGUGGGUUUUCUAAGACAACAGAAAAGGGCGUGUACAUGGAAAUACAAGGCAGCUGUUGGUUGGUUGUUCUUUCUGUGGGUUGGGCCUGUUUAUUGACAGGUAAGCGCAGCUUAAUGGUCAACCCACAACAGAUUGCUUCCUGAUAAAUGAACUUAUUAUUAUUAUUAUU